Neopelma chrysocephalum (saffron-crested tyrant-manakin) is the source of this 841-nucleotide messenger RNA. RefSeq names its product leucine rich single-pass membrane protein 2 (gene LSMEM2). The coding region runs from base 100 to 609 and encodes 169 amino acids. NCBI's taxonomy places the organism in Eukaryota, Metazoa, Chordata, Aves, Passeriformes, Pipridae. The transcript has 4 exons. The record is from RefSeq and is a predicted model, not a curated record.
GGCGCAGUUGGCGCACUGGCAACCCAGUGCCCAGCCCCCAGGGGCCCCGCACCACCUCACUGCCCACUCACACUGCCCGGGCGCAGGGCAGAGGGAGCCAUGCCUAGGGAGGCUGCAGAAGACAGCAUGGGAAGGGCUGAGGGUGCUGUGCCAGCAGAGCCCGGGGACCCCGACAGCAGUGAGCCGGGAGCCAUCAGCCUGUGCCCCGUGGAGUCCAUCAGCGACCUGCACUUGGCCUCGGGCGGGCAGAAGGGCACAGAGGGCAACGGCCCGGCUCCCUCCAGCAGCCUGCGCCGGCCUCCACCUCGGCCCGUGUCCCCCGUGCCCCCAGCACUACUGCCCACCCUGCGCCCCGUGCCCCCCGCCAGCCCCUGCCCCUGCCUUGGCCCUGGCCACCCCUUGCUGCUGGCUCUGCUGGUGCUCCUGGCACUGGCGAGCCUGGUCCUGGCCACGCUGGCCAUCUACCUGAGUGUCCUGCAGAGCCAGUCCGUGCGGGCGCUGGCCCAGUGGCUGGAGAGCCAGGAGGAUGCCGUGCACCAGCUGCGGGCAGCCAGCAGGCAACUCUGGGCUCGCCUCAACGCCAGCACCCAGCCCGGCGGGCACCGCUGAGCUGCUCCCAGCCCCACCACGGGCUCCAGGCCACCACAGGAAGGGGCAGCGAAGGGCAGGAGGGGGCAAUGGGCAGCCUUACCCGCUCAGACCUGGCAGCAUCGUCUCUCGGGGCACAGGGGCAAUCCCGGCCCCUGCCCCAGGCUGCGAGAGAACGGGACAGGGCUGUAAGGAUCGGCACCCGCCUCUGUGACAGCCCUUCCUCUUAACAAGGCAGAAGGCACCCUCCAAU